UGUUUAUCAGUUUUACAACCUAAUAAAGCUGCAGAGCGAGAGACAUCUGGUUAAUCUUUAACCACAAACACAACCUCCUGUACCAAUGAGUCCAGGAAGUGUGUCCAUGAGCAGGUGAGGUGAGCCAGACUCCAUCUCGUCCUGUCAUGGCUGACAACAGCGAGCGGAAUGUGCUGGUCCUGAAUGUGCUGUUGCUAGGUGACAGGCAGAGUGGGAGGAGCUCUGUGGGGAAUGCUCUGAUUGGUGGAGAGGAAUUCCGAACAGGUAGCUGCACUUCUGGACGCUGCGUGACGACGGACUGUCAGGUGCUCAGACGGACUUUCCAGGGUUAUUUCAGGAGACAGGGGGCGGAGUCUGACCUGAUGCUGAGGGUAGUCGACACGCCCCUUGAGACGCCCCGCCCACAUAGUGUACAUGAGCUCUGCCCCGAUGGCGUGCACGUCCUGGUGCUUGUUGUGAGGACGGACCUGACACACAACAACACACACCUGGAGGAGGAUGUGGAGCUCUUCGGUCCAGAGUGGCGUCGUCACGCUUUGCUUGUUUUCACCCACACUGACCACCUGAAGGGGGCGGGGCUUAGCCAGUCAGUCUACCUGGCACAGACCACCGAUUGGCUGAGAGCUCUGGCUGAAAAGGUGGGAGGAGGAGUCUCGUUCUUGGACAACAGCUGUGAUUGGCCAACGAUCAGAGGACGCCCGCUGAGAGAGCAGCUGCUCCGCCUCUCAGCCAGGAACCAUCACAGAGCUCUGACAGUCAGGACAGAGGAACCAUAAUCUGUAAAGUAACUAGUAACUUAAGUUAUCAAUACAUGUAGUGGAGUAAAAAGUACAAUAUUUGUGGAAUUGUGGCAUGGCAGUCUAAAGUAGCAGAAAAUGGAAAUACUCAAGUGUACUACCUCAGAAAUGUGCCAGCAGGUGAGUAAAUGUACUUAGUUUCAUGAGAUUACUUCUCUACUCGGGUCAUGUAUAAUCAAUAACACUGAAGGAAGCAAACGAUUAUUGUUAAAUUAGUUUUUAAUCAAUAAACAAGAAUGAUGCAACUGCAAUUAACUCAA
Molecule: messenger RNA, 1057 nt
Organism: Acanthopagrus latus (yellowfin seabream)
Lineage: Eukaryota; Metazoa; Chordata; Actinopteri; Spariformes; Sparidae
Product: GTPase IMAP family member GIMD1-like
Exons: 4
Coding region: 147-776 (209 amino acids)
Molecular function (GO): GTP binding
Source: RefSeq, a predicted model, not a curated record